Molecule: messenger RNA, 888 nt
Organism: Penicillium canariense
Lineage: Eukaryota; Fungi; Ascomycota; Eurotiomycetes; Eurotiales; Aspergillaceae
Product: putative Coatomer subunit epsilon
Exons: 5
Coding region: 1-888 (295 amino acids)
Biological process (GO): endoplasmic reticulum to Golgi vesicle-mediated transport; retrograde vesicle-mediated transport, Golgi to endoplasmic reticulum; intra-Golgi vesicle-mediated transport
Cellular component (GO): COPI vesicle coat
Molecular function (GO): protein binding; structural molecule activity
Source: RefSeq, a predicted model, not a curated record
AUGGAUCCUUUCUCAGCAGAGGGCGAGCUCCUCAACAUCCACAAUGCCUUCCACUCUGGCCAAUACCAGAACGUGAUCGACUUCGACACCGCCGCCCUCUCCUCCGAGAACCAGCUCCCUGCCCGUGUGCUCAAGCUCCGCGCUCAGAUUGCCAUCGGUCAGACCUACAACGUGCUGGCUGCUGUCGCCAGCGAAGAGGACACCCCCGACCUGGCCGCCGUCAAGGCACUGGCUCAGCAGACAGCGGGCAACACUGACGCAGCCCUCCAGUUAGCUCAAGACCUUGCUGAGAAUUACUCCGACAAUGCUACCGUGCAGGUUCUCGGUGCCACCGUUCUGCAGGCCCAGGGAAACAGCGAGGAGGCUCUGGCGCUGCUGUCCAAACACCAGGGUAGCCUCGACGCUGUUGCCUUGACCGUUCAGAUUCACCUCCAACAAAACCGUGCCGACCUCGCUCUCAAGGAGGUCCAGGCCGCCAAGCGCUGGGCCCAGGACUCGCUGCUGGUCAACCUGGCCGAGUCGUGGGUUGGCAUGCGAGUUGGUGGUGAGAAGUACCAAUCCGCUUUCUACGUCUACGAGGAGCUCGCUUCCGCUCCCAGCACUUCCGCUGCGCUGUCCAUUGUCGGUCAGGCCGUCGCAGAGCUUCACCUGGGCCGCCUCCCUGAAGCUGAGGCCGCGCUCACCGCUGCUCUUGAGAAGUACCCCGAGGAUGCAGAGCUGAUUUCAAACACGAUUGUGUUGAGUGUGUUGGCGGGGAAGCCUAGCGCAGACCUGGAGGCUCGGCUACAACAGGUGCAGCCUUCGCACGCUAUUCUUGUCGGCAUCCAAGAGAAGAGCGAGUUCUUCGACACCGCGGCGGCUAAGUACUCGCCGAGGGUGUCGUCUUAG